AUGGCGCCUCACGAGGGACUCGUCCACCCGAAAGAGUACGACAUCAAGGACAGCAACGUUGAGCUCAUCGGGACGGACAUCGACCACCGCCUCAAGUACAAGUCGGCCGCCACCGAGCCCGCAUGGAACGACGGCGGCGUGGGCCAGAAGCCGGGGCUGCGCGUGUGGCGCAUUGAGCAGUUCCAGGUGGUGCCGUGGCCGGCGCAGCGGUACGGCGAGUUCUACGACGGCGACAGCUACAUUGUGCUGGACUCGCAGCGGCUGGAGCGGGCCAAGGACGCCGAGGCGGAUCCCAAGAAGCUGCGGCACGAUAUCUUCUUCUGGCUGGGCAGCCACACGACGCAGGACGAGGCCGGGACGGCGGCCUACAAGACGGUCGAGCUCGACGAGUUCCUGCACGGGGCGGCGACGCAGCACCGCGAGGUGCAGUGCGCGCCGUCGGACGAGUUCCUCGCGCUGUUCCCGCGCAUGUCGAUCCGCGCGGGCGGCGUGCGGUCGGGCUUCCGGCACGUCGGCGACGAGGACAAGGCCCGGGAGCCGGUGCGCACGCUGCUGCGCGUCUUCAAGACGGGCAGCGGCGUCGUCGCCCACGAGGUCAAGCCGACGUGGCGCAGCCUCGACGACGGCGACGUCUUUGUCUACGAAACGGGCGACAAGGUCUGGAUAUGGCAGGGCCAGCGGUGCAGCCCCAUGGAAAAGGCAAAGGCGGCGCAGGUGGUGCACGACCUUACGCUGGCCAAGCACCUGGACGUCGAGGUGCUGUCGCAGACCGAGUCGCGCUCGCGCCGCAUCGUCGAGCUGCUGGGCGGCGACGACGACACGCCGCGCGACGGCUUCUCGCAGCCGCGGCCCCUCGCGGUGCCCGCCGGGGCCUCCAUCGCCACCGCGUCGACGACGAACCCAAGCCCGGCAGGCAACGGCGGCGGCUCCUCCUCCCGCCCGCGGAGGCUGUUCCGCCUGAGCGACGCCUCGGGCCAGCUGUCGUUUGACCUGGUCAAGGACGGCGGGCGCAUCUCGGCAGGCGACCUCGACGGCAACGACGUCUUCCUGCUCGACGACGCCGGCCGCGCCGUCUGGGUGUGGGAGGGCGCGGGGGCCAGCCGUGCCGAGCGGGCGCACUGGCUGUCGGUGGCGCAGGCGUAUAUCCGGCGCGUGCAGGGCGACGGCGGCGGCGGGGAUGCGCACCUGGCGCCGCUGGCGAAGGUGGUCGAGGGCAGCGAAUCCAGGGCUUUCCUGCGGGCCAUUGAGGCGCGUUGA
Molecule: messenger RNA, 1257 nt
Organism: Hirsutella rhossiliensis
Lineage: Eukaryota; Fungi; Ascomycota; Sordariomycetes; Hypocreales; Ophiocordycipitaceae
Product: gelsolin repeat domain-containing protein
Exons: 1
Coding region: 1-1257 (418 amino acids)
Molecular function (GO): actin filament binding
Source: RefSeq, a predicted model, not a curated record